Molecule: messenger RNA, 501 nt
Organism: Homarus americanus (American lobster)
Lineage: Eukaryota; Metazoa; Arthropoda; Malacostraca; Decapoda; Nephropidae
Exons: 2
Coding region: 1-501 (166 amino acids)
Source: RefSeq, a predicted model, not a curated record
AUGGCAGCACAGAGAGACAGCAACACAGUGACACACAAACACAGCAACACAGUAACACACAAACGCAGCAACACAGUGACACACAAACGCAGCAACACAGAGACACAGCAACACAGUGACACGGCAGCACAGAGUCACAUCAACACAGUGACACACAAACACAGCAACAUAGAGACACAGCAACACAGUGACAUGGCAGCACAGAGAGACAGCAACACACAACACGGAGACACGGCAACACAGAGACUCGGCAACACAGUGACACAGAAACACGGCAACACAGAGACAAACAAACACAGCAACACAAUAUACACAAAUAACAUGAAGGCACGGCAACAGAGACUCGGCAACACAGUGACACACAAACACAGCAACACAGAGACACAGCGACACAGCAACACAUUGACACAGCGACACAGCAACACAGUGACAGAGCGACACAGCAACAUAGUGACACACAACACAAAGACACAGCAACACGGAGACACGGCAACACAGUGA